UGUGUGUGUGUGUGUGUGUGUGUGUGUGUGUGCGUGCGCUUGCGUGCGUGCGUCUGUAUGUAUGUGUGUAUGACACAGACAUUUGCAUAUCAGAGAUCCACCCACCUCAGACAGAGGUAAAAGUAUUUUGACUUCAUGCUUCCAGACAAUAUUUGAAGGACAACACAGAGAGAUGUGGUAAACUUCCUUAAUGUUGACUGAUUUUUAAAGCAAGGGCAUAAUCAAAGAUGCAAUGUAAUUGCCAUCGUGGACUGAGGCGACGCCCAAGCUAGAGACUGAACGCUAUAACACCCGCACCAGCCAUCAACAGUCAUGAAGUCCUCCAUCAUACAACGUGCUGCGCCAGGGAAUACCUUCUCCCAGUUGAAAGCUGGGCCUGUGCCUUCGCCAAGGUACAGAAUCAACAACAAAUUUGAAUCCAUGGACACUGUGAAAAACAACUACCCCGCUGACUACACGAACCAAUGUCCUGUUCGUUCACCUCCCGAGCCACCAAAAGAUUUUUAUGUGGAUGCCAUUCAUCGAAAAAUAGCAGUCAAUAAUCCAACGUCAAUUACAGAGGAACCUAUAAAGCUUCCAGCUCUCUAUCACAGAGAACUACCGCCUCCUCCUCCACCUCGACCUCCUCUGGCCAACGUCAAUAUAAGACAAACUUCAUCUCAGCGGAAAUUUGAGCUCAGACCCCUCCCAACAAUUUGUGGUCUGCCUCCCGGCUCUUCAGUAAUGUCACCAACGGAGCCCUUGUACAUCGAGCUAGAGGAGCCUCGCUACUUGGAAAUUCUACCAUCAGAAAACGAUAUCACAGAUAUCCAGGAGCUAGUAAAAUGGAUGCGAAAACUUUCAAAGACUGCUCAAAUUCCUCCAACCUUGUAUGGACUCAGUACGGAGGAAGAAAUAAGAUCACUUCACCAGAGAACUACGAAUACUGACGCAGGUCCUUCGUCUCUUCAAUGUUCUCAUGAUACAGCGUAGUCAACAUCUGCGAGACUAUAUUUUGGAGUUUUGUUCCAUCUCGGAGCUUUUGGAAAAAGCCGACAAAAAUGUCAAACGUAUGGGUAUUGCUGGAGGCACCACAGGUGCAGUGGGGGGAGUGGCCGCAGUGGUUGGGAUAGCCUUGGCACCCGCAACCAUGGGGGCCUCGCUGGUCGUUGCAGCUGCAGGUGUUGUUAUGGUAGGGGCAGCAGGAGGAAUGGGUGUCCGUGCUUCUAAGCCCAACAAGAAGAUUGAAGACAGAAAAAUGAUAGAGAAACUUGUCAAUGAUUACAUGUUGGAUGUUGCUGAUAUAGAACGGUGUCUGAAUUUGAUCCUCUCUGAGAUAAAGGAGCUGCAAAGGCACGAUCUUGUGAGGUUAUAUCAGGCUGGAGCUCUGCCCGAGACAUUGACAGUGGCACAAAAGUUACAGUCUGUGAUAAAUAACAUAACAAAUGGUAGAAAUAAUGUCUACAGAAGUGGAACUUCUUCUGUGAUGCUGCUCAAUGCCUUUGUCACAGAAAUGGAUCAGUAUUUUAAGGAAAAGGGUAGAAAGAAAAAGCUAAAGAAGUCCAAUAAGAGCAAACUCUCAGCCAGAAUUCAACUGCUUGCUCGAAAUCUUCAGGAGGAGCUUGAGUAUGUGAAUUUUGUGUGGAAAUGUGCAGUGAUAUGAAAAAAAUAAAAAUAAAAACCACAUACGUACAGUAUUUGAUUUUAUUAUCCACUUGAUACUCUUUUCGUCUGAGAGGUGUUGCAUGAGGAUUAAAAUACAGUUUUUGUUUUAACAGUAUUUGAUUUCAUAUCUCAUCAAAUUAUUAAUUGGUGUCUUUUGUGUUGAUGUUGUUUACUUGUUUAACUCUGUAGCAUGUAUUUUAGGUAAAUACCAUAUCAAUGAAUCAUGUGUAACUACUGUAUUGAUGAAGCCAUCCAUCCAUCCAUCCAUCUUCCGCUUAUCUGAGGUCGGGUCGGAGGGCAGCAGCUCGAGCAGGGCAGCCCAGACCUCCCUCUCCCCAGCCACUUUGUCCAGCUCUUCCGGGGGGAUCCCGAGGCGUUCACAGCCCAGCCGAGAGACAUAGUCUCUCCAGCGUGUCCGGGGUCGUCCCCGGGGACUCCUCCCGGUGGGUCAUAUCUGGAACACCUCACCAGGGAGGCGUCCAGGCGGCAUCCAAUCCAGAUGCCUGAGCCACCUCAUCUAGAUCCUCUCAAUGUAGAGGAGCAGCGGCUCGACUCUGAGCCCAUCCCGGAUGACCGAGCUUCUCACUCAAUCUCUAAGGGAGAGCCCGGACACCCUACGGAGGAAGCUUGCAUCUGUGAUCUUGUUCUUUCGGUCACAAAACGCAGCUCGUGACCACAGAUGGAUACAGAGACCGCAUUACUGCAGAUGCUGCACCAGUCCGCUCUUCGACUGCCCGCUCCGUUCUUCCCUCACUCGUGAACAAGACCCCCGAGAUAGUUGACCUCCUCCACUUGGGGCAGGACACAGUCAAGCACCUUCUUCAAGUCCACAAAGCACAUGUAGACUGGUUGGGCGAACUACCAUGGACCCUGAAGCACCCUGAUGAGGGUGUUGCGCUGGUCUGCUGGUCCACUGUUCCACAGCCAGGACGAAAACCACAUUGCUCCUCCUGAAUAUGAGAUUUGACUUCCAGAUGGAACCUCCUCUCCUUACUCUUACCUUUUACUUAAGUACAGGAAUUGAGUCAGUACUACUACUUUUACCAUUUUUUAAACAACUGUUUGUAAUAAAUGACUUUCAUAUGAAGUAUGUAAUUGUAACAAGUACAUUACAGAAAUGUGGAAAUGCACAUUCUCGAUUAUAUUGCAAAAACAUCUUUACAUUCUCAUAUCAGCAGACUAAGUUAGCAAAACAUCUUCUGAUAGUAUAUUCAAUUCCCUUAGACUGUCGAUACCAUA
Phycodurus eques (leafy seadragon) is the source of this 2883-nucleotide messenger RNA. RefSeq lists its product as uncharacterized. NCBI's taxonomy places the organism in Eukaryota, Metazoa, Chordata, Actinopteri, Syngnathiformes, Syngnathidae. The transcript has 10 exons. Bases 313 to 972 code for a protein of 219 amino acids. The record is from RefSeq and is a predicted model, not a curated record.